CCGAUCAUCCCCAAUAACCUCCAGAAAGAAUCAAGGCCCCAAGUGCUUUAGUUUGGCCGUUUAUAAUAGACUCUCACACAGACACACAUUGUGAAAAUACAGGAGUAGAGACCGCCAGAGGGCAGCAUUGGGCUUUAGGGCGUACAGCCUGCCGGAGAGUCAUUCGAAGAAGUAGAAAAAGGCGGCGGAGGAGGCAGAAGAAGAGACGCUUGAAGCGGAAGACGGAGAGAAAGGGAUUGCUCUGCGUGCGAUUGCUUUUGCCUUACUGCCGAUCUUCUCCCGGUUUUUUUAUUUUAUUUUAUCCUCUCCGAUUGGUUCUGCCUGUCCGUCAAGUCGGUUGAACAUGGCGACGACACCAGUAACAAAUCCAUCACAGCUGCUCCCGUUGGAGCUUGUGGACAAAUGUAUCGGUUCCCGGAUCCACAUCGUCAUGAAGACGGACAAAGAAAUCGUCGGCACCCUGCUCGGUUUCGACGAUUUUGUCAACAUGGUCCUAGAGGACGUCACGGAAUUUGAACUCACACCAGAGGGAAGAAGGAUAACCAAAUUAGACCAGAUCCUACUCAAUGGCAACAACAUCACCAUGCUAAUCCCGGGGGGGGAGGGACCGGAGGUAUGAAGUGACGUCCGGCGCUUCGCUGAGAAACCUUUUUCUGUUGUGGAUACGUUAGCUUUGAUUAUCUUCUUUAUCUGGAGUUAUUUUUGUUGUUCAUCUUUGUGUUGGGUUUCAUGACUAAGCAUUUUUGAUACGUGUAACAAGUCACACGCGUUAUUUUUGUUAUAAAUAAAUUGCGGGACUCCCCAAAACAUG
Molecule: messenger RNA, 811 nt
Organism: Lampris incognitus (smalleye Pacific opah)
Lineage: Eukaryota; Metazoa; Chordata; Actinopteri; Lampriformes; Lampridae
Gene: lsm5
Product: LSM5 homolog, U6 small nuclear RNA and mRNA degradation associated
Exons: 5
Coding region: 344-619 (91 amino acids)
Biological process (GO): mRNA splicing, via spliceosome
Cellular component (GO): U4/U6 x U5 tri-snRNP complex; Lsm1-7-Pat1 complex; U6 snRNP
Molecular function (GO): RNA binding
Source: RefSeq, a predicted model, not a curated record